AUGUGGAUUGGCUCUAGCGGCGAGAAGAAGAAGCGAGCGGCCGCGGGCGGUGCCGCCUCGCCGCGGGGCAAGAAGCAGCAGGCCCGCGCGCGGCCCGCCGGGCGCCGCCAGCUCUCGAUGUCCGACUCGGACGACGAGGGCCUGUCCUCCAUCGUGGCAGUGCACGGCGGUGCUCCUGCGCUGUCGGACGAGGAGAGCGAGGGAUCGGGGCCGGCGACGGCGGCGGCCUCCUCCAGCCAGAGGGAAAGCUGCGGAUUUGGUGCGCAGUGUUUCAGAAAGAACCCGGCCCACCGUGUGGAGCUGGCCCAUCCGGGCGACGCCGACUACGCCGUGCCGCCGGACCCGGCCGCCGGCGGCUCGCUGCCUGAGUGCGAGUUCGGCCUCCGCUGCUACCGCAAGAACCCGCAGCACCGGCGCACGUUCGCGCACACGUCCCGCCCCAACCCCGGCCGAGAGGCCAAGCGCAAGGCUCGCCGCCUCGCCCAACAGCCGGCCGACACGCCCGACUCGUACGACCUGGACGACGAGUUCAUCAACGACUCGGACUCGGACGACUACGCGCCGGACGAGUCGGGCUCCGACUGGUCGGCCGACGAGGGCUCGGGCUCCGACGACGACGACAGCCGAGGUGACGGCCCGUAA
Pollicipes pollicipes is the source of this 642-nucleotide messenger RNA. Its product is annotated as aprataxin and PNK-like factor. Bases 1 to 642 code for a protein of 213 amino acids. The transcript has 6 exons. Gene Ontology annotation, biological process: double-strand break repair. Lineage: Eukaryota; Metazoa; Arthropoda; Thecostraca; Pollicipedomorpha; Pollicipedidae. Gene Ontology annotation, molecular function: DNA-(apurinic or apyrimidinic site) endonuclease activity; 3'-5' exonuclease activity. Gene Ontology annotation, cellular component: site of double-strand break; nucleus. The record is from RefSeq and is a predicted model, not a curated record.